Messenger RNA from Amphimedon queenslandica, 1878 nucleotides. Its product is annotated as 26S proteasome non-ATPase regulatory subunit 10-like. Gene Ontology annotation, molecular function: protein binding. The annotation marks the transcript as partial. The transcript has 2 exons. The record is from RefSeq and is a predicted model, not a curated record. Lineage: Eukaryota; Metazoa; Porifera; Demospongiae; Haplosclerida; Niphatidae.
AGAAAGUCAUCUGUCUAACGACUUUUAAAGAUUUGAGUGGUCCCCAUUCUAGGAAAACUUUGGCUGCAUAAAGCUCUCUUUUGAAGCUUCUACAUUGAUGACAUAACAGCUGUUAUGAUGAGAUGUCUGGAUUAAUGUGACUAUUAUCCAAUGUACUGAGUGUUUUAAUCUUAAUUUUCUCUUAAGCCGUGUUUUAUUGAGGACAUCAAGAAUAGCGGUCGGACCUACGGCCGAAUUUCUCCCUCUGGCAACUUCACUAUGACUAAUAACGAAACUCUGUGACAUUAGUAUUGUUCUCUAGGAAUCUCUCCAAUGUAAUGAGCUACAAUGAAGUGACUGUUUUUGUCCUGUGGAUAUUUGGAAGGCUGUUUCUGCAAGCGAAGAAUACUGCCGUUUAUUGAUUAUUUUUGAUAAACUUGCUAUGCAUGCAAGUUUUAUUUGAUUCCAAGUAUUAGUUUUUACAUUGUAGAAUAGUUAUCAAGUGUCAGUGAUACUGCAGCGUCAAGAUAUAUGAAAUAAACAGGCUUUGUAAUUUUAACAUCUAUAGGGCGGCCAUUUUGAAUAAAAUUAUUAACCCGUAACGCGCAUCAACCAUUAAUUAUCCGAGUGUUUCCAAUCCCUGUACACGGGUGUUUCAACUGGACAUUUAGUUUAUAAAUAGAAUAGUUGCGGUAGGUACAACAUUGGUCAGUGAGGUGUGACCAUUAAUCAUCACAAAAGAGAAGAGUAUUGCUAAGGACAUUACUCCAAAGUACUAGCUGCUAUGACAGUACUACAUUCCAUAGACCUAGAUAAGGUCUCCUAGGACACCCCUAGCUCAUGUGCGCAUAUAUAAUAUCUACUGUGAAUAACUGCGCAUUGAGCUAAAGCAGCUGCCUAAAAUAAACUCAUUUCAGCUGAUGGUUUUGAGUGGACUUCCUGGCUUUAGGAAAGUUUUUUCAAUUGAAGCUCUGGUUUUGCUAAAACAAAUAGACUCCGCUUUGACCCUGUAGCUCCACCACAAGACAGUAAAAAAUCAAUUUAGAAGGUUGUUAUGCACAGUGUCACCAUGGCAACCAUAAAAUUUCAAAAUUUCUCUGCGCAAACUAAAUGUCCAAGAAUAAUUCAUUUGAAACACCCGUGUGUAUACUGUAUCUAUGAUCACAGUAGGACACUCUCUUCUAUUAUCUACUCUUGCUAUCAGUCUAUCACAACUUUCACAAGACAAUGUCUUCGUUAUCGUUAGUAGUCUGGCCCCACCAGACUACUUCGUUAGAGACCCAGUGUUGGGCUGCUUUUAGAGAUGGCAAACAUGAUGAAGCUGUUUCAUUACUACCAUUAGUGACGGAACCAAAUAAAAUCAAAAGAACUUAUGGCCUAAUAUGGAAGAACACUAGUCUACUUCAUUUGUCUUUAAGGCAUGGCUGGUUAGAAGUUACAAAAGAUCUCAUCACUAAAUAUCACUGUGAUCCACAUGAAUGUGAUGAUGGAGCUCAGGCUUGUCUUUAUUGGGCUGCAGAAGGUAAUCAUGUUGAUACAAUGAGAUAUCUCAUUGAUGUGUGUCACUGUGAUCCAAUGGCUACUAACAACAAGGGCGAAACUGUUCUUCACUGUGCCAUUGAUCACAUUGAUAUUGUAAAGUAUCUCAUCAAUGAGAAACACUGUGAUUCAAUGACUGUUAACGAUGAGGGGCAGACACCUCUUCACAUUGCUGCUUAUUACAGUAAUUCUGCAGUUCUUGAAUAUUUACUAUCAACUGGUAAAUGUGAUCCAUUGGCUAAAGACUACAAGGGAAGAACACCAUUACAACUAGCUAAACACAACUGGUUUAGUGAGGUGGCUCACAGUUCAAAACUCAUGCAGUACAGUACUCUUCCUAUCUUUAACAAGUUUGGUGAU